This is a messenger RNA of Hydractinia symbiolongicarpus, 2741 nucleotides long. RefSeq names its product elongation factor 2-like. The record is from RefSeq and is a predicted model, not a curated record. Gene Ontology annotation, cellular component: ribonucleoprotein complex; cytosol. Gene Ontology annotation, biological process: translational elongation. Lineage: Eukaryota; Metazoa; Cnidaria; Hydrozoa; Anthoathecata; Hydractiniidae. Gene Ontology annotation, molecular function: GTPase activity; ribosome binding; translation elongation factor activity. Bases 138 to 2663 code for a protein of 841 amino acids. The transcript is spliced from 11 exons.
UCAACUUUGGCACCACGUUGAUGUCAUAUAAUAAACGGCCCACUGGAAGAUAUAAACCUUCUUUUCGGGAUUGGAAGUCAAACAUAUUGGUUUGAAAUUGGUAGCUUUCACAUAAGCUCCAAACAAAAUCUGCCAAAAUGGUGAACUUCACAAUAGACCAGAUCCGUGGGAUCAUGGACAAAAAGACCAAUAUCCGCAAUAUGUCUGUCAUAGCCCAUGUUGAUCAUGGAAAAUCAACCUUGACUGACUCUCUUGUGACAAAAGCUGGUAUUAUCGCUCAAGCCAAAGCUGGUGAAAUGAGAUUUACCGAUACUCGUAAGGAUGAACAAGAAAGAUGCAUUACUAUCAAAUCAACGGCUGUUUCUAUGUACUACGAGUUAACAGAUGCUGACAUGGUAUUUUUACAAGGCCAAAAAACUGUCGGAAAUGCAUUUUUAAUCAAUUUAAUUGAUUCGCCCGGACACGUCGAUUUCUCGUCUGAAGUUACUGCAGCCCUUCGAGUCACAGAUGGAGCUCUGGUUGUUGUUGAUUGUAUCAGUGGUGUUUGUGUUCAAACUGAAACUGUGCUCAGACAAGCUAUUGCAGAAAGAAUUAAGCCUGUCCUUUUUAUGAACAAAAUGGACCGUGCAUUGCUUGAGUUACAACUUGAACAGGAAGAUUUGUAUCAGACGUUUCAACGUAUUAUUGAAAGCACUAAUGUUAUUAUUGCCACAUAUGGUGAUGACGAAGGUCCAAUGGGUGUUAUCCAGGUUGAUCCAUGCAGAGGAACUGUUGGAUUUGGCUCUGGUCUUCAUGGUUGGGCAUUUUCACUGAAACAAUUUGCUGAAAUUUAUGCAAGUAAAUUUAAGAUUGAACCUAUCAAACUGAUGAAACGUUUGUGGGGUGAUCAAUAUUACAAUGCAAAAGAAAAGAAAUGGAACAAAACAGGUGGUGAUGGAUAUGUGCGAGGCUUUAAUCAAUUUGUUCUAGAUCCAAUUUAUAAGAUGUUUGAUGCUGUAAUGAAUUUCAAGAAAGACAUGACUGCAAAAUUGCUCGAAAAACUUAACAUCAAAUUGUCAUCUGAAGAAAGAGAACUUGAGGGAAAACCACUGGUAAAGAAAAUUAUGCAAAAGUGGCUUCCAGCUGGUGAAACUAUGUUGCAAUUGAUUACCAUUCAUCUUCCAUCUCCUGUCACUGCACAAAGAUACAGAGCAGAAUUGCUAUAUGAAGGACCACAUGAUGACGCAGCUUUCUUAGGAAUCAGAGAUUGUGAUGAGAAUGCACCUCUCAUGAUGUAUGUGUCAAAAAUGGUACCUUCUUCAGACAAAGGGCGUUUCUUUGCCUUUGGACGCGUGUUCUCUGGAAAGGUAGGAACUGGAAUGAAGGCAAGAAUUAUGGGACCCAACUUUGUGCCAGGAAAGAAAGAUGACUUAUACGUAAAAUCUAUUCAGAGAACUAUUUUAAUGAUGGGACGUUACACUGAACCAAUUGAGGAUGUGCCAUGUGGAAAUAUCUGUGGUCUUGUUGGUGUUGAUCAAUACCUUGUUAAAACUGGUACACUUACCACACUAGAAACUGCACAUAACAUGAAACAAAUGAAAUUUUCUGUAUCCCCUGUGGUUCGCGUUGCUGUUGAACCGAAAGAUCCUCAACAUCUUCCCAAGCUAGUUGAAGGUUUAAAACGAUUGGCAAAAUCAGAUCCUAUGGUGUUAUGUCUUACAGAGGAAUCAGGUGAACACAUUGUUGCUGGAGCAGGAGAAUUGCAUUUAGAAAUCUGCCUGAAGGAUUUGGAAGAAGACCAUGCUGGUAUUCCAUUAAAAAAAUCUGAUCCUGUUGUUUCUUAUCGUGAAACUGUAUCUGAGCGUUCAAGUAUGACAUGUUUGUCAAAAUCACCAAAUAAACACAACAGAUUGUUCAUGACUGCAGUUAAUAUGCCUGACGGUUUGCCUGAAGAUAUUGAUAACAACGAAAUAGAGCCACGACAAGAAUUUAAAGCAAGAGCAAGAUAUCUUUCUGAUAAAUAUGACUAUGAUGUUGGCGAGGCUAGAAAAAUCUGGGCUUUUGGACCAGAGGGUACUGGACCAAAUUUGAUGAUGGAUGUUUCCAAAGGAGUGCAAUAUUUAAAUGAAAUUAAGGACAGUGUUGUAGCUGGUUUCCAAUGGGCCACAAAAGAAGGAGUAAUGUGUGAUGAAAACAUGAGAGGAGUUCGCUUCAACAUUCACGAUGUCACAUUGCACGCCGAUGCUAUUCAUCGUGGUGGCGGCCAAAUUAUACCAACUGCUCGUCGUUGUCUGUACGCGUGUGUGCUGACAGCUCAACCAAGAUUGUUAGAACCAGUGUACUUGGUCGAAAUCCAGUGUCCACAAGAUGCGACUGGUGGUAUCUACUCUUGUCUCAACAAACGUCGUGGACAUAUCUUUGAAGAAAACCAAGUGGCUGGAACUCCUAUGGUAUUUGUCAAAGCAUACUUGCCUGUCAAUGAAUCAUUCGGUUUUACUGCAGAUUUACGAUCCAAGACACAAGGUCAAGCUUUUCCACAAUGUGUGUUUGACCAUUGGCAGGUAAUGCCUGAUGAUCCACUAGAAGGGACUACCAAGUCUGGUGUCGUUGUCCUCGCCACAAGAAAACGCAAAGGGUUGUCGGAGACUGUUCCACCACUCGACAAAUAUUAUGACAAAUUGUAGGUUUUACAUAAACUAUAAAAUCUUAAUGUGAAUUAAAGGAAAACAGCCUUCUGAAUAAGGUUUGUGAUAAACAAUUAA